UUUGUUGUACGUAUAUUAAGUUUUGCAGAUCGAUCCCCCCAAAAACCAAAGGAAAACCUUUCAUAUAAAUUUAAUAUACAUAGAUGUCCAAUUCCAAAAUUGCAGGUUUUAUCAACUUUAAAACUUGCUGAAAAUAUGCUACGGAACUUAUUGUUUAGCACUCAUGGAAAUUAUAAGAAAGCUCAACACUUACUUGCCAGGAACAAGUGCUGGGCAAAAUUCACGGGAACAAUAGGAACUCAAGUGGUUUUUAGUAAAAGUCAUCAGAUUGCAGCCAACCCCAAGAUAAUCCAGCAGCAACUGUCACCCACAGUUUUAUUGACAAGGUACAACUUUGGAACAUCUCCCAACUUGGAAGGUUAUAAUUCUAAAUCGACUUUACAAAGUUAUGGGCUCCCCUACAAUUCCAACUUUAACAAUAACAUUUUGGCGAAAAGCAUUUCGGCCCAUUCUUUGAGAUCGUUGGCUGAGAUACCAGAAAAACGUAAAUAUUGCACUAAAACAGAUGGAACUUCUCAACCAGCACUGAGCAAAAGAGAACAACUGAAAAAAGCCUUUAAAGAUUAUGGAUCAACUAUAGUGAUAUUUCACGUUGGUAUAUCACUGAUAUCUCUAGGAGGUUUCUACAUUUUGGUGUCCAGCGGAAUAGAUGUCAUUGCUAUGAUUGAGAAGACUGGAUUUGCUCCGUCCGCACUUUCUAAUAAUGUUGCCAUUGCUGGAGCGAGCAACUUUGUAAUUGCUUACGCCAUACAUAAAAUAUUUGCACCGGUUCGUAUAAGCAUUACCCUGGGAGCUACACCAUUUAUAGUACGAUUCCUGCGAUCAAAGGGAGUCUUAAAAACUGUAGUAUCGUCUAAAGCAAAAGCAAAAUAAGAUAAGCUUAAUAGGAUUUUAAUUUAUUUAACCACACGGGAAAGGGUAUGCUCACAUUCUUUAAUGGUGAUUCAUUACUUUGAAGGAACCUGUAAUAAAUGUCUAGACUGCACUAUCGUAUGAAAACACCAUAAAUGUGUCUAAAUAAAAUUUUAUUUUUUUGAAGUAAAUAGUAUUCAAAAUACAUAUUAAUGUUAUACAAAUGUACUAUUUAAGAUUUGAAUUCUUUUGGAAUUUUUAAAAUUAAUAAAAACAAUUUUUGUAAAAUGUGAA
Messenger RNA from Stomoxys calcitrans (stable fly), 1146 nucleotides. RefSeq lists its product as uncharacterized. The coding region runs from base 136 to 873 and encodes 245 amino acids. The transcript has 3 exons. Gene Ontology annotation, cellular component: mitochondrion. The record is from RefSeq and is a predicted model, not a curated record. Lineage: Eukaryota; Metazoa; Arthropoda; Insecta; Diptera; Muscidae.